Messenger RNA from Formica exsecta, 1624 nucleotides. It is a transcript of the gene thoc6, whose product is annotated as THO complex subunit 6 homolog. Gene Ontology annotation, biological process: mRNA export from nucleus. The transcript has 6 exons. The record is from RefSeq and is a predicted model, not a curated record. NCBI's taxonomy places the organism in Eukaryota, Metazoa, Arthropoda, Insecta, Hymenoptera, Formicidae. Gene Ontology annotation, molecular function: protein binding. Gene Ontology annotation, cellular component: THO complex; transcription export complex. The coding region runs from base 228 to 1223 and encodes 331 amino acids.
AUGUACGUGACGCUAGUGUACGACCUAGAAAAAGCGUUACACGAAAAACGGCAGCGUGGCGACUCUCAUUCUUCUCUCUAAUGUAACCAAAACACAGCUUUUACUGCUCUGCUGUUCAACAGGAUGAACUUCAAACAGCAAAAACUUGCGCCGGAAUACAUAAGGGAAUUAGCAGUCUAGUUAUAUAUAGAAGUCUGUGGUAGAAAAGCAAUUGAUAUAUUGUGAAGAUGAUAGAAACUUCAGACAGGAAAUUACUUUAUAAUACUGUAUUAUCACAAACGUUUUCUCCCAAUGGAAAUUAUCUUCUGGCUGGCAAUAUUUAUGGAGACGUGUCAAUAUUUGAUUUAUCAAAGACCUUAGGUCCCAACAAGAUAGAGGAGAAUGAAUUACAAGGACCUAAUUAUCGUUUUGCCGCGCAUCCAGAACAGGAAAUAGCGUGUAUGCUCUCCAUCGAGAAUUUCCUUGUAACAGGAACACGUGGUGAAAUAUCAGGAUGGGAUUGGAAGACAAUUACCUCGAAUAAAAGUCCUAAGAGUAAAGCUUCUUGGAACAUACAAAUUCCUGCUAAUAAGGAUAGUUAUGAUAAACCAGAUAUAAAUUACAUGGCAUACUCAAAAGCAAAUCAUUUACUGUACGCUGGUUGUGGCGAUAAUAACAUAUAUAUUAUAAACUUGGAUGACGGAAGAAUUUUGAGAAGCAUGCAAGGCCACACUGAUUAUAUACACUGCCUUGCUAUAAUGGAUAAUCAGCUUGCAUCCUGCAGUGAGGAUGGUUCUGUGAGAUUAUGGGAUUUGCGUAAGAAGGAGAAUACUAGCAUAUUAACGCCCCAUUUAGUAGAUAAAGUUGCUCGACCGCGACUUGGAAAAUGGAUCGGUGCUGUUGAUUUUACAGAAGAUUGGUUGCUAUGUGGCGGUGGGCCUAGUCUAUCGUUAUGGCAUAUGCGAACGAUGGAGGCAGCGACAAUUUUUGAUUUGGCUGAUCAAGGGAUACAUGUGGCGGAGAUCUACGAGGAACGCGUGAUUGCCGGUGGUGCGGCCGCUCAUGUUUAUCACAUGACUUACCAGGGUGAAAUCCUGGCCAAAGUACCAACCUCGAGUCUCACUGUAUAUAGUAUAGUACAUCAAGAAACACCACAUAAGUUGCUCUGUGCAGCUGGUUCUUCGAAUUGUAUCGAUAUCAGUACGAAUUUCAAUUAUCGCGAAAUGAUGCUUAAAUUUGCGUAAUAUUUAGAAUACUACAAAAUUUUUUGAUAUCGCAUAAAGGUUUUAAUUUCUUAUCGAUCAGAUGGAUGGAAUAACAGGUGUAAUUAAUGCUAGAAAUGCGUUUUUUGUUUGUAAUAAAUAUAUUAGUAAAAUAUACAUAUAUUUUUUAUGUGAUACAAUUCUUCUUUUGUACAAAUACAUACAAAGGAUAUUUGCGCGAUUUUUCUUUCCGCGGCAAAGUUAAUUUAUUGGUGGAUUUGUUCCUUUGAUAAAGCAUUUUAUAUUUCUGUCUUUCCUUCUUGCUCUCUCCAAAUCCAGGAUAUACAUCUAGUUCGUUUUGACUUUUUCAUUUAAAUACAUAUUGUACAAGUACAAAGAACAAUGUAAAUGUAAUUUGAUUAAAUUUGGAAAUAUUAAUUAAA